Photinus pyralis (common eastern firefly) is the source of this 1026-nucleotide messenger RNA. RefSeq names its product NADH dehydrogenase (ubiquinone) complex I, assembly factor 6 (gene sicily). The transcript has 4 exons. Bases 35 to 985 code for a protein of 316 amino acids. Gene Ontology annotation, biological process: mitochondrial respiratory chain complex I assembly; biosynthetic process. Lineage: Eukaryota; Metazoa; Arthropoda; Insecta; Coleoptera; Lampyridae. The record is from RefSeq and is a predicted model, not a curated record. Gene Ontology annotation, cellular component: mitochondrion.
AAGGUAACUUCACAAUCAAAAUAAAAAUUUGGUUAUGUUUAUCUAUUUACGACCAACGUUUUCAAAAAAAUUCACAAAUGUAUCUCGAUUUAAGGCCAUUACUAUCAGUUCACGUAAAUGUAGUGCAAGCAAAACAACCUCCACGUCUAGUUAUUGCAUGAAUUCCGUAAAACAACAUGACUAUGAAAACUUUAUAUGCACUUUGUUACUCAAAGAUGAAGCUAGAUCGUGUGCAUUUGCUGUACGCGCUUUCAAUGUCGAAGUAUCGAGAGUCUUAGACCAAGUAUCGAAAUCAGAUAUUGGUCUUAUGAGAAUGAAGUUUUGGGAGGAUGCACUUUUGGCAUGUUUCAGUAAAGAUAUAAGCAAAAUACCUCAACAUCCUGUAGCUUUGGAACUGUUUAAAGCUAUAACACGAUGCAAUUUAACCAAACGAUAUUUUACCUCGUUAAUUAAGAGUAGAUAUGAUCUGUUGAAACACAACACGUUUGAAAAUCUGGAAGCGAUAGAAGCACACUCUGAAAAAUCUAUAUCAAGUGUUUACUAUUUGAUAUUGGAGGGAUCUAAAGUUAGAAAUGUAAAUGCUGACCAUGCCGCUUCCCAUUUAGGUAAAGCGCAAGGACUUGUUCAACAACUAAGAUGUGUUCAUAUGGCGAAAAACUUAAACGCAAUACCUCUACCUCAAGAUAUUUUAGUAAAGCAUCAAGUUAGUCAUGAAGAAAUUCUUCGUUGUAGACCAAGCAGUAGGUUAAGCGAAUGUAGUUUCGAAGUUGCCAGUCGUGCUCAUCAGCAUCUCGUGAAGGCACGUGGUAUUUUAAAAAACGUACCAGAGGAAGGAAGGCGUGCAUUACUGCCGGCUGUGGCAGUUCACAACUACUUAGAUAAAUUACAGAAGUUAGAUUACAAUGUAUUCGAUCCACACUUACAAGUACGAAGUUGGUGGUGGAUUCCUAGAGUGUGGUUCACAAAUUUAAAAAAAAAAUACUAGUUCUCUAUCUCUGUAAAAUUAAUUAAAUUAUUUCAUUUGAU